Messenger RNA from Coccidioides immitis RS, 867 nucleotides. RefSeq lists its product as uncharacterized. Lineage: Eukaryota; Fungi; Ascomycota; Eurotiomycetes; Onygenales; Onygenaceae. Gene Ontology annotation, biological process: intracellular iron ion homeostasis; copper ion import; iron ion transport. Gene Ontology annotation, molecular function: ferric-chelate reductase activity. Gene Ontology annotation, cellular component: plasma membrane. The coding region runs from base 1 to 867 and encodes 288 amino acids. The record is from RefSeq and is a predicted model, not a curated record. The transcript has 6 exons.
AUGGAUGGACUGACUAUUAAGGGAAAUACACAGCUAUAUGGGCUUCUGACACUUGGUGCUAUUGUGCUGGCUCUAUUUCUCCUAUGCAUUUGGAGAAACUUCUAUGAAAUAUUUAUAAAAAUGCACUAUGGCCUUGCUGCCAUUGCUUUCUAUGGCCUUUAUCACCAUAUAUCAUUUAAGAUAACUUUCCCUCAUAUCUAUGUGAUAGCAGGGGCCAUUUCCUUUACUUUCACUUUCAUCUUUCAAAUGGGCAACUUGAUCACGCGCAACUUUGGGUAUGGUAGAUUUUUGGCCAGAGCAGAACUCCUUGCCAAGCACAAGGCAGUGAAAAUUGUGCUCUCCAAUUUGAGGCCUUUUACUGCAAGAGAAGACUUCACCAAAAGGGCCCUUCACCAUGCAAGUAGCAAAAGGAAACUUUUAGCCUGCAUUGAUGGCCCCUACAGUGAUACCAUUGACAUCAGUGGCUAUGGUUCUGUUUUGAUGUUUGCAACCAGCAUUGGUAUUGCAGAGCAGAUUCCAUUUAUCAAGAAAGUUCUGGAAAGUCACUCAAAAUGGAAGUCUCCAGUAAGGAGGUUAGUAGUCACUUGGGAGAUUGAAGACAAGUAUCAGCUUGACUGGGUCUCUGGCUGGAUGCAAGAAUUGUUGAACAAAGAUCAAGGAAGCUAUAUUCUCUGCAUCUCUAUUCACUACCCGAUACCUACCAUGGCCCCAAAGCUGUUGGGAAAUCAUGAUUGUAUAGUCAUGUCACCCGGACAUAUAAACAUUGAACAAAUGCUAGCUGAAGAGGUGAAAUUUGGGAACAGAUGGCUCCUGGUUACAGUUGCACCAUCACCCACAUGUCCAGGCUUAGAGACACAAAACAAAUAG